Tupaia belangeri chinensis (Chinese tree shrew) is the source of this 5180-nucleotide messenger RNA. It is a transcript of the gene LTBP4, whose product is annotated as latent transforming growth factor beta binding protein 4. Gene Ontology annotation, molecular function: calcium ion binding. Bases 1 to 4908 code for a protein of 1635 amino acids. Lineage: Eukaryota; Metazoa; Chordata; Mammalia; Scandentia; Tupaiidae. The record is from RefSeq and is a predicted model, not a curated record. The transcript has 36 exons.
AUGCGGAAGCGGAGUUUCCCCUCCCCUACUGCCUCCCAAUUGGCGGCGCGGGGAGCGCUAGCGGCGCCGGGUUCUGAUUGGCGGGAAGUUCGCAGCUGCGGCUUGGACGGUGGAGAAAUCGCUGCCACCGCCACUAGCCCCAGCCCCAGCCAGCCCAUCGAGGUUGCUGGGGUCCCGGGCCGCCCCGCCGGCGUUGCCGCUUGUCGCUGCUGUCCAGGCCAGACAACUAAGAGAAGCCGCUGCAUCCGAGCCUCCUGCAGGGUCCGAAGUUGCCGGCCAGAAAAGUGCGCAGGCACCCAGCGGUGCCUGAUCCCAGGGUCUCCAUCAAGAAGCCCCAGCCCCAGCCCCAGCCCCAGCAUCAGCCCCAGCGUGAGGAAGAGGCAGGUGGCCCUCAACUGGCCGGCCCUCAGGCUGCAGGAGGCCCAAGCUCUGCUGAAGCGGCGGCGGCCCCGCGGGCCAGGGGGCCGGGCACUGCUGAGAAAGAGGCCCCCGCAGCGCGCCCCCGGGGGCCAGGCCCCGGUUCUUUGUCCCUUGAUCUGUCACAACGGUGGUGUGUGCGUGAAGCCCGACCGCUGCCUCUGUCCCCCGGACUUCGCUGGCAAAUUCUGCCAGUUGCACUCCUCAGGCGCCCGGCCCCCGGCCCCAGCUAUUCCAGGCCUCACCCGCUCCGUGUACACCAUGCCACUGACCAAUCACCGCGACGACGAACACGGCGUGGCGUCUAUGGUGAGCGUCCACGUGGAGCACCCGCAGGAGGCGUCGGUGGUGGUGCACCAGGUGGAGCGUGUGUCUGGCCCUUGGGAGGAGCUGGACGCCGAGGCAGUGGCUCGGGCGGAGGCGGCGGCGCGGGCGGAGGCGGCGGCGCCCUACACGGUGUUGGCGCAGAGCGCGCCUCGCGAAAACGGCUACUCCGACGCCUCUGGCUUCGGUUACUGCUUUCGGGAGCUGCGCGGAGGCGAAUGUGUGUCCCCGCUGCCCGGGCUCCGGACGCAGGAGGUCUGCUGCAGAGGGGCUGGCUUGGCUUGGGGCGUUCACGACUGUCAGUCGUGCUCGGAGCACCUGGGGAACUCUGACCGUGUAGGCUCCCCAGAUGGACCUUGUCCAACCGGUUUUGAAAGGGUUAAUGGGUCCUGCGAAGAUGUGGAUGAAUGUGCAACUGGCGGGCGCUGCCAGCAUGGGGAGUGUGCAAACACGCGUGGUGGGUACACGUGUGUGUGCCCUGAUGGCUUCCUGCUCGACUCAUCCCGCAGCAGCUGCAUCUCCCAACAUGUGAUAUCGGAGGCGAAGGGGCCCUGCUUCCGCGUGCUCCGUGACGGUGGCUGCUCGCUGCCCAUUCUGCGCAACAUCACCAAGCAGAUCUGCUGCUGUAGCCGCGUGGGCAAGGCCUGGGGCCGGGGCUGCCAGCUCUGCCCACCCUUCGGCUCAGAGGGUUUUCGGGAGAUCUGCCCGGCUGGCCCUGGCUACCACUACUCAGCCUCUGACCUCCGCUACAACACCAGACCCCUGGGCCAUGAGCCACCUCGAGUGUCCCUCAGCCAGCCACGUGCACCACCGGCCACUGCUCGGCCACCAACAGGCUUUCUGCCCACCCAUCGCCCAGAGCCCCAGCCUGAGCCGCAGCCUGAGUCCCGGCCUGGUCCUGAGCUUCCUGUGCCUAGCAUCCCAGCCUGGACUGGCCCUGUGAUUCCUGAAUCAGGUCGCUCAUCGAGCAUGUGCCAGCGCAAUCCCCAGGUCUGUGGCCCAGGACGCUGCAUACCCCGGCCCAGCGGCUACACCUGCGCAUGUGAUUCCGGUUUCCGACUCAGCCCCCAGGGCAGCCGCUGCAUUGACGUGGACGAAUGUCGCCGCAUUCCGCCGCCCUGUGCUCCCGGACGCUGCGAGAACACACAGGGCAGUUUCCGCUGCGUGUGCGGCCCAGGCUUCCGAGCUGGCCCGCGGGCUGCGGAAUGCCUGGACGUGGACGAAUGCCACCGCGUGCCGCCGCCGUGUGACCGCGGGCGCUGCGAGAACACACCAGGCAGCUUCCUGUGCGUGUGCCCGGCCGGGUACCAGGCUGCGCCGCACGGAGCCAGCUGCCAGGAUGUGGACGAGUGCACCCAGAGCCCGGGCCUCUGUGGCCGCGGGGUCUGCGAAAACCUGCCCGGCUCUUUCCGCUGUGUUUGCCCGGCUGGCUUCCGGGGCUCAGCGUGUGAAGAGGAUGUGGAUGAGUGUGCCCAGGAGCCACCGCCCUGCGGGCCAGGCCGCUGUGACAACACAGCUGGCUCCUUUCACUGUGCCUGCCCAGCUGGCUUCCACUCCCGAGGGCCGGGGGCCCCCUGCCAAGAUGUGGACGAGUGUGCCCACAGUCCCCCACCCUGCGCCUACGGUCGGUGUGAGAACACAGAAGGCAGCUUCCGGUGUGUCUGCCCCGCUGGCUUCCAACCCAACGCUGCUGGCUCCGAGUGCGAGGAUGUGGAUGAGUGUGAGAACUACCUAGCUUGUCCUGGGCAGGAGUGCGUGAACUCACCCGGCUCGUUCCAGUGCAGGGCCUGUCCCGUUGGCCACCACCUGCACCAUGGCAGAUGCACUGAUGUAGACGAAUGCAGUACGGGCGCCCCCUGCGGUCUCCACGGCCACUGCACUAACACCGAAGGCUCUUUCCGCUGCAGCUGCACUCCGGGCUACCGGGCGCCAUCCGGCCGGCCAGGGCCCUGUACAGACGUGAACGAGUGCCUGGAGGGCGACUUUUGCUUCCCCCAUGGCGAGUGCCUCAAUACCGACGGUUCUUUCUCCUGUACCUGUGCCCCCGGCUACCGGCCCGGACCCCGCGGAGCCUCUUGCCUCGACGUGGACGAGUGCAGCGAGGAGGACCUGUGCCAGAGCGGCAUCUGUACUAACACCGACGGCUCCUUCGAGUGCAUCUGUCCUCCUGGACACCGCGCCGGCCCGGACCUCGCCUCCUGCCUCGAUGUGGACGAAUGUCGCGAGCGAGGCCCAGCCCUGUGCGGGUCCCAACGCUGUGAAAACUCCCCCGGCUCCUACCGGUGUGUCCGGGACUGUGAUCCGGGCUACCACGCAGGCCCCGAGGGCACUUGCGACGAUGUGGAUGAGUGCCAAGAAUAUGGCUCUUUGAUUUGUGGAGCCCAGCGCUGUGAGAACACCCCUGGCUCCUACCGCUGCACACCGGCCUGUGAUCCUGGAUAUCAACCUACGCCAGAGGGUGUAUGCCAGGAUGUGGAUGAAUGCCGGAACCGGUCCUUCUGUGGUGCCCAUGCCGUGUGCCAGAACCUGCCAGGCUCCUUCCAGUGCCUCUGUGACCAGGGAUAUGAGGGGGCGAGGGACGGGCGUCACUGCGUGGAUGUGAAUGAAUGUGAAACACUACAGGGUGUGUGUGGAGCUGCCCUGUGUGAAAAUGUCGAAGGCUCCUUCCUCUGUGUCUGCCCCACCAGCCCUGAGGAGUUUGACCCCAUGACUGGACGUUGUGUUCCGCCAAGAACAUCUGCUGGCACAUUCCCAGGCUCACAGCCCCAGGCACCUGCCAGUCCCAGUUUGCCUGCCAGGCCACCCCCGCCGCCUCCACCCCGCAGGCCCAGCACACCUAGACAGGGCCCUGUGGGCAGUGGGCGCCGGGAGUGCUACUUUGACACAGCAGCCCCCGAUGCAUGUGACAACAUCCUGGCACGGAACGUGACAUGGCAGGAGUGCUGCUGUACCGUGGGCGAGGGCUGGGGCAGCGGCUGCCGAAUCCAGCAGUGCCCUGGCACCGAGACAGUGGAGUACCAGUCACUGUGCCCCCAUGGCCGCGGCUACCUGGCACCCAGUGGAGACCCAAGCCUGCGAAGAGACGUGGACGAGUGCCAUCUCUUCCGAGACCAGGUGUGGAACCCGCUCCGGGGCUCCUCCUGUUCCUGCAGCAACGGCUACUACUACCACACCCAGAGGCUGGAGUGCAUUGAUAAUGACGAGUGCGCCGAUGAGGAGCCCGCCUGUGAGGGCGGCCGCUGCGUCAACACCGUGGGCUCUUACCACUGCACGUGUGAACCCCCGCUGGUGCUGGACGGCUCACGGCGCCGCUGCGUCUCCAAUGAGAGCCAGAGCCUAGAUGACAAUCUGGGAGUAUGCUGGCAGGAAGUAGGGGCUGACCUCGUGUGUAGUCGCCCCCGACUGGACCGCCAGGCCACCUAUACGGAGUGCUGCUGCCUCUAUGGAGAGGCCUGGGGCAUGGACUGUGCCCUCUGCCCUGCCCAGGACUCAGAUGACUUUGAGGCCCUGUGCAAUGUGCUACGCCCCCCUGCGUAUGGGCCCCCACGACCAGGUGGCUUUGGACUCCCCUAUGAGUAUGGCCCAGACUUAGGCCCACCUUAUCAGGGCCUCCCCUAUGGGCCUGAGUUGUACUCGCCACCUGUGCUGUCCUACGACCCGUACCCACCACCACCUGGGCCCUUUGCCCGCCGUGAGGCCCCUUAUGGGGCACCACCCUUCGACAUGCCCGACUUUGAGGAUGACAGUGGCCCCUACGGUGAACCUGAGGCUCCUGCUCCACCUGGUCCGGGAGCCCGCUGGCCCUACCGGUCCCGUGAUACUCGCCGCUCCUUUCCAGAGCCCGAGGAGUCACCUGAAGGGGCCCUGGCUGAGCCCUACGAGGGCCUGGAGGAAGAAGAAUGUGGAGUCCUGGACGGCUGCACCAAUGGCCGCUGUGUGCGCGUCCCCGAAGGCUUCACCUGCCGCUGCUUCAAUGGCUACCGCCUGGACAUGACCCGCAUGGCCUGCGUCGACAUCAACGAGUGUGAUGAGGCCGAGGCCGCCUCCCCGCUCUGCGUCAAUGCACGCUGCGUCAACACAGAUGGCUCCUUCCGCUGCGUGUGCUGGACAGGAUUCGCACCCACGCACCAACCGCACCACUGCGCACCUGCCCGGCCCCGAGCCUGAGCCCCAGCAGCCCCAGCAGCCUUGCACGUCUGCACAUGUGGCAUCCCGACUGCACGCACCCUGCAGCCCGCUUUGGCACAGGUGCACAGGGAUGCCAGCCCUCAACAGAAGGAGGCACAGACUGUCGCAUGAGAGGAACGACCAUGCCCCUCACUGCUCACACCACCUCCAACCCACCCUACUGACUCCAAGGUCCUGGAUCACCAGGGUCUCCUUCACAGUCCCUCUCUCUUUUAUAGAAUUUUCAAUUAAAAAAAACGGCUAUUUUGUAC